This is a messenger RNA of Ochlerotatus camptorhynchus, 1647 nucleotides long. RefSeq lists its product as uncharacterized. The record is from RefSeq and is a predicted model, not a curated record. Lineage: Eukaryota; Metazoa; Arthropoda; Insecta; Diptera; Culicidae. Bases 1 to 1647 code for a protein of 548 amino acids. The transcript has a single exon.
AUGAAGUUGCAGCUUGGUGACUCGCGAACGAUGGCAGAAAGGCGCUUCCUGACGUUAGAGAAGAGGUUGGAUAGAGCACCAGAACUAAAGGAGCAGUACAUGGCGUUCCUACGAGAAUACGAGCAGCUUGGCCACAUGAAGCUGAACAACGAUGUAACCGAUGAAGAUCCACACUCGGUAUUCUAUCUCCCUCAUCACUAUGUCUUGAAGCCCAGCAGUACGACAACAAGGCUUCGCGUGGUGUUCGAUGGUUCUGCUGAAUCGAGCACUGGUAUCUCUAUCAAUCAGACGCAGAUGAUCGGACCUACAGUGCAGAAUCACUUGGUUUGCAUCGUAUCGAACUUCAGGGUUUUCAAAUACGGCUUCACUGCGGACGUCCCCAAGAUGUACCGUCAAGUUGGAGUACAUCGAAACGAUAGGCGGUACCAAAAGGUUGUAAAUAGAUACGACAGCAACCACCCGCUCCAAACGUAUGAUUUACAAACGGUAACAUACGGAUUAGCUUCGUCUCCGUUCUUGGCCACGAUGGCGCUUCUUCAACUAGCCAAUGAUGAAGAGCAGCAGUUUCCACGAGCUGCAGCCGCAGUCAGGAAAUCCUUCUAUAUCGACGAUGUACUGACUGGAGCGAACACACUGGAAGAAGCUCUAGAGUUGAAGAAUCAGAUUAUCGGAUUACUGAAGAAGGGUUGCUUCAGUAUGCACAAGUUUUGCUCGAAUUCGGAGGCAUUACUGGAGGAUGUACCGGAAAACAUGCGAGAAAGUGUUAUCAACAUCGAAGACCCAACCAUUAAUGCAGUCAUCAAGACUCUAGGUGUAGCUUGGCAGCCACAGGAAGAUUGCUUCACAUUUGUCGUUCCAGUUGACACUACAGUUGAACCGAAUCGACUCACAAAGAGGUUGAUUCUCAGCCAGAUUGCGAAGAUUUUCGAUCCAUUGGGUUUCGUGGGCCCUGUGGUGACAGCAGCGAAGUUGAUCAUGCGGGAAUUGUGGUCUCUCAACUUGGAUUGGGACGAACCUGUGCCCACUGAAAUGGCGAAUCUUUGGACGGACUUUCGAAACGAGCUGCACUGUCUAAAUGAGUUGAAGAUACCGAGAUGGAUCCUUUCGGAUGAAGCAUGUGCUGUGGAGCUCCACGGGUUUGCAGAUGCAUCGGACUUGGCAUAUGGCGCUUGCCUGUACAGCAGGUUGGUGAAAGGCGAUGGAUCGGCUGAUUUGAAGCUGAUCUGCAGUAAAUCAAGGAUUCUUCCGAGAAAGAAAGGAAAGCAGAAAGAGAUCACCACCCCGCGAGCGGAGCUGUUGGCGGCUCAACUUCUAGCAAGGCUUACAGUGAAACAGUUGGAUGCCCUCGAUGUCCAAUUCGAAUCCGUGGUACUUUGGAGCGAUUCACAGAUAGUAUUGUGCUGGUUGCGCAAAUCACCCGAUUAUCUUGCAGUGUACGUCGGGAACAGAGUCCGAGAAAUCCAACGAUCGACGGAUAAUUUCGCUUGGAAAUACAUCCCUUCCAAGUCGAAUCCAGCUGACACGAUAUCCAGAGGCAUACAACCCAAGAAUUUGAAGGCGCAUGAAUUGUGGUGGAAUGGUCCACCAAACCUUCGAUAUCCUGACGGGCGAUUCGAUGAACCACCACCUAUUGCCGGACCUUCGUAG